Messenger RNA from Symbiodinium natans, 531 nucleotides. NCBI's taxonomy places the organism in Eukaryota, Dinophyceae, Suessiales, Symbiodiniaceae. The record is from the annotation of a GenBank genome assembly.
UGCUGGCAGGACACCAUGUUGGACUAUGUUCCUCUUGUCCUACGGCCUGUUGCCUACAGAUGCCUACAGUGUCUGUUGCACCAAGAGGUCAUACUUGCCUGUGGCAGCCCGCAGCCAUGGCGCAGCCAUGGCAUCUUCCUGCAGCGACGGGCCAAAACGUGCAAGAAAGAAGUUCAAGAAGCCCCUCGUUCUCUCAACUUCGACGCGAUGCCCCGCUUCUCGCAGUCCGGCGUUGUUGAGGAGAAGAAGCAGGUCCAUGGAUGUCGGCUCGAGUGUCCUUGGUAUUGGCCGUCAUCGUCAAGCGAACCGGACACGCUCACCGCCUCGUUGCGACCCGUGGCAAACACUGUGACGGCUCGCAUGCAGAAUUCAUGUGCAAACCCUGUCAUGGGGAUGGGGGCCCUACAUCCCGCAUGGGUCUAUCUACAAGCUGUGAGUUAUCAGCACACCACGUUCAAUGGUGCCUGUGGUCAACGUGAGUGGCUAACUACAAACUAUGAUGACCAUUGUGGCAUUGUUGAAAAAUGUUGA